This is a messenger RNA of Angiostrongylus costaricensis, 1122 nucleotides long. NCBI's taxonomy places the organism in Eukaryota, Metazoa, Nematoda, Chromadorea, Rhabditida, Metastrongylidae. The record is from the annotation of a GenBank genome assembly.
AUGUACCAGCUGUGCUCGAUCGAUCCGGAAUCAUGCAGCGUUCUUCAUUUGGAGAUCAACCAAGAAGUCGACGAUCGAUCAACGUCACCGCACGGCGUUCAGCAGAAAAUGUGCAGAGAUCUCCUAUCAGCUUUUUCUACCUACGGAAUACUGGUGGCGCCUCAGCGGUGCCUCAAGGAAAUCAUGAUAGUGGGACGAAGCGAUUGCUUCUCAAAUGAGACCGUCGAUUUUCAAGGUUGGCUAACUAAGGAGUUCUUGACGAUCAAAGCGAGCAAUCAGGCCGACUGCCUCUCAGUCGAGGAGUGCGUGCGGUUUUCGAUAUUCGUAUGGCUCGAGUCGCAUCAGUACUAUCGAUGCGGCAGUGACUUGAUCAAGGGGCCAUUCCUUGGAGAAACCUCUUCAAAUCUGACAAGGAUCCUGUUCACUGUUCACUGUACAUCUAUUGGAGAAGUCUUUCUUCGUAUUUCACCAGAAACGGUCCGUCUUUACCCAUUGACAGUUGGGCUAGUUGGGAAUCGCUCCGAGCAACAUCGUUGGGUUUUCUGCUUACCUAAGCUUAGUCGAGGGCAAGUGGUAAGACGGUAUCGUCAGCUCCCCAGCGAUUCCGCAUUUGCCAACUAUUUAGAAAUGCGAGCGUACUGGAAGAAUUGCCAUGGAUACGAUUUGCCUUUGGAGGAGCCAGAAACCUACUGUGACGUGUUAUUCAAGGGACUUCGCAGUCCAUUUCUAUAUCCAGAUUUUUGUGUACUAUCGUCAGAGCCAGAGGUCCUUCAUUUCCGUGAGGAGUACGCUACGACCGUCGCUGCAAUAAAUGAAGUUUUGCAAGCGUUUGCUUCUAAGAAGCAUCACAUCUGCAUGGAGGAAGUAAAACGUGGCUGCUUUUGUCUUUAUACAGUCUUCUGCUUUAUAUACAGUGUGAAUCUAAGCCACAUACCAUGGGGAGGAGUUAUGGUAGGAGAAAACGUAUUUACGAUGAAUAUUGUUCCAGACGAUGUUAUGAAUCAAACGAGAGGAAUUGGUUUUCCAAGGAAAGCUGUCAAGUUUAAGACAGAGCAACCAUUUGCAACAGCCUCUCUACAACAGGGCAAUGUGAGAAGUAGCCUUCGGCUUUUUAUUCUGUAA